AUGGAUGGGAAAGAAGUUUGGGAUGGAGAAGAAGUUUGGAAUGGAGAAGAAGUUAAGGAAGAAGAAGAAGUUAAGGAGGAUGGAGAAGAAGUUAGGGAAGGAGAAAAAGUUAAGAAUGAAGAACAAGUUAGGGAAGGAGAAGAAGUUAAGGAUGGAGAACAAGUUAGGGAAGGAGAAGAAGAAGUUAAGGAUGGAGAAGUAGUUUGGGAUGGGGAAGAAGUGAAGGAAGGAGAAGAAGUUAAGGAAGAAGAAGAGAAGAAGAAGUUUUGGAUGGAGAAGAAGUUAAGGGUAAAGAAGAAAGUAUGGAUGGGGAAGAAGUUUGUGAUGGAGAAGAAGUUUGGGAUGGAGGAGAAGUUUGGAAUGGAGGAGAAGAACCGAAGUAUGGAGAAGAAAUUAAGGAAGAAGUUUAGGAAGGAGACGAAGUCAAGGAAGAAGAAGUUUUGGAUGGAGAAGAAGUUAAGGAUAAAGAAGAAAGUAUGGAUGGGGAAGAAGUUUGGGAUGGAGAAGAAGUUUGGAAUGGAGAAGAAUCUACUAAGUAUGGAGAAGAAGUUAAGGAAGGAGAUGAACUUUCGGAUGGGAUGGGAUAGCAUAGGAGAUUAUAUAAAUGAAGAACAAGUUAGGGAAGGAGAAGAAGCUAAGGAUAGAGAAAAAGUUAGGGAAGGAGAAGAAGAAGUUAAGGAGGGAGAAGUAGUUUGGGAUGGGAAAGAAGUGAAGGAAGGAGAAGAAGUUAAGGAAGAAGAAGAAGAAGAAGAAGUUUUGGAUGGAGUAGAAGUUAAGGGUAAAGAAGAAAGUAUGGAUGGGGAAGAAUUUUGGGAUGGAGAAGAAGUUUGGGAUGGAGUUGAAGUUUGGAAUGGAAGAGAAGAACCGAAGUAUGGAGAAGAAAUUAAGGAAGAAGUUUAG
Messenger RNA from Sphenostylis stenocarpa, 900 nucleotides. NCBI's taxonomy places the organism in Eukaryota, Viridiplantae, Streptophyta, Magnoliopsida, Fabales, Fabaceae. The record is from the annotation of a GenBank genome assembly.